UCGACAGAUAUCGGAGAUUUAUAUAAUCUGACCACUUAGCCGAAAACGAUAAUCAAGCGAAGACAACUCCACGUCGAGAAUAUGUCAACAACGAAUUGGCCCGAUUGUGUCGGAAAGACAUGGCAGGAAGCUGAAGCUAUCAUUCGGAAAGAAUAUCCAAAUAUUUCGGUCCAGGUCUUACCAGAUGGUUCCAUGGUAACAAUGGACUACCGGACAGAAAGGGUUCGGAUAUUUACAGACGAAACUGGAAAAAUUGUCAGAGUUCCAAUGAUAGGGUGAUCAACGGGUGUUACCUCCCUUUACUGUGUACUCUGUCUAAACCAUACACCUGGCUGUAUACAGACCGUAGAGAAUCUAUUGUCAUUGUCCGAACUAAUGUUUCUGGCAUGUUUUAACAAAAACAUUGGGAUGAGGCAGUGUCUGGCUUAGACAGAGUUUACUCUAUACAACUAAUUUAUCUAAAACAGUUUAUCUGUUCUUAUCAUUCCUUAAAAUAUUGGUAUUUACAAUAAUUGGUAAUUCGGUAAUUGAAAUUUUAAAUUUUUUGAAACCAUGUUUUUCUAGCUUACAGUUGUAAUAUUAUAUAUACUGCUAAGUUUACUAAUGCCAUCCUGUAUCUUAAUCGUAAAUAUUGUUUAUCAAAUUCGCUAUGAAUCAUGUUAAAUGUUUUUGUGUGUAAAUUGUGUGUUGGUAUGAUAAUUUUAUAUUAUAUUAGUAAUAUCCUGGGUAAUUAACACCAGUUAUAUUUAAUUGUGCUGUGAACCCAUGUUUUGUUCACUUCUGAGUUACAAUUGGUGCUAUCUGUGUAAGCCAGAAUACAUUUGUAUACUGUUUUACAUGAAAUAUUUGUGGGUUCUUAAUUUGGUGGUUUCUUGCUUGGUAACAUGUUGGAAGAACUGCAGAACAUUGGUCCAGUUGGGACAAUACAUAUACAUUAUAUACACUUGAGGUGUUCUUAUUAUAUAUAUAUUGAAGGUCAACUUUAAGGUCAUCUUGAAGGUCACACAGGAGACUCAGCAUUAUAUAUCUAUUGAUGUGUUUGUUGUUUUUAUUGACAAUUCAUUUACAUAUCCUGAUGAAAAUGUAACUUAGAUGCUAAGUAUCAAUAUUGAAAAUUAGUUAUUUAAUUUACAAUGUUUUUUUCGAUAUUUAUUUUAUAUUCUAUGUUACUAAUUCCCACCGAUACAUCUAUGACUGUAGUCUUAGGGACUGGGCUCAAAUUUCCAACCCAUGGUCCAAAUGUAUAAUGGAAUUUGUCACGGAUUGGGAAUUUGCACCAUUUAUAUAAUUAAGUUCCUGUGAGUUUUGUAACGUUAAUAUUUAACUACGGUAAAUGAUUUUACUCUGCCAAGAUUUUCGCCAAUAUCGACUCGGAUAGUUCGAACUUGUGCUUAUUUUCUGAAGCAUAAUUUUGAAUAAUUCGAACAGGUUCGUCAAUAUUUAUUUAAUUCUGUUCGAAUUAACCUGAGGUUUACGGUAUGUCAAUACUUAACCAAGGUUUUUUGAUGUAGAAGAGCCUGUUAAAAAUUUGAUAUCCUGUUGACACAGAUUAUACAAUGUCAAGUUACAUGUAUAUAAGUAGAAUUCUAUGUUAACUGACAAUCAUACAGUCAUUAGCUAGUACCAAUUUUCAGAACUAUUUCCAAUGCUCACUCUGUAUAUUAAAUUGUUGCAUUCCUCAAAGUGUGAUACAGAAAUAAUGGUGUGAUUUUCAUGUCUAUGAAUAACUAUGAGCAACCCAGGUACAGGGUAAAUAAUCACAGUUCCGUCCCGUAAUAUAAUACUGAUGAAAUUCAAUAUCUCCAGUACCUCCAGCCUUUUGUCCUUCAUAGACAAAUAUUGCAAUGUUGAUUUGAUGAUAAAAAUACCAAGCAAUAACAUAAUAAAAGAUAGGUUGGUGUCAUGAGCAUGAUCCACAUUAUUUUUGUCCGAUUACUUAUUAUAUUGUUAGUGGGGGAAGAAAUGGCGAACUUCCUCUCAGAUUAAAUUAUAUCACUCACACAGAAUAGAUAAAAUUUUCUUUAUCUAAUUUUCUUUGCCGAAGCUUGUGUCUUUUGUAACUUUUAAAAAAUAACUUACUUGUGUGAAAUAAAUUCCAUAUCCAACAACCACUCGUUGUGUAACCUCUAUAUAUCUUACAUAGUUUUCUUUAUAUUAAUUUGUAAUGUAUGCAUAAUUUUUCCUGUACUUGCUUUUCAUCUCUUUUUGACAGACAACAUUCCUCCAUUUAUGCUCAAAAUAUGUGAAAUACCUAUCUUUGUAAUCUGUAAAUUUUUAUAGAGACCAACUAUGGGAAGUUGAACCUUUCCAAUCAGUAAACCUGUAUAAAGAGGCCAAUUUCUAUGUAAAACUUGACUUGUCCAAUCUGUAAACCUGUGUAAAGAGGCCAAUAUCUAUGUAAAAGUGUACAUGUCCAAUCUGUAAACCUGUAUAAAGAGGCCAUUUCUAAUCCAAAACUUUUCUUGUCCAAUCUGUAAACCUGUAUAAAGAGGCCAUUUCUAAUCCAAAACUUUUCUUGUCCAAUCUGUAAACCUGUGUAAAGAGGCCUUUUUUUUUUAUCUAAAAUGUUACAUAUUAAAUCUGUAAACCUAUGUAAAGAGGCCAUUUUUUAUGUAAAGCUUUACUUGUCCAAUCUGUAAACCUGUGUAAAGAGGCCAACUUGAUACAUUUCUAUGUAAAACUGGUUGCAUAAUCAGAAAAUCUGGAUUUUCUAGAUGGAAAAAAGUCCCUUAGGGUGGUAGUUUCAUUGCUGGUAGUCCAAUUCAGUAUACAGAAUGUAUGUUAAUUUUUACUUUGGUAUUUAUCUUGUUAUUAAGUUAUAUAAAACAUAUUUACAGUGUUUUAGAUUCAAUUUGUUUUUUACAAUCAAUAUAUUUUAAUAUACAUGAGGAGAAAGAAGCUUUUGUCCAGUCAACAUUUUUUCGUUCACGGGUGAAAUACAUAUUAUAACACUUUGUAUGUUAUGUACUGAUGUUCUGUUUCAUGAGAAGUUUGUCGUCAUAACUGGUACAGAGAAAGACAGAAAUUAAAACACGACAAACAUUUUCUAGUAUUUCCUAUCAAAUGUGUUUAUUGUGCUUUUUUAGCCAAAAAAUGUCUUUUGAAAAUGAAUUUUGAAGUACAUAUGUUCUGCUUUUGAAAUUGUGCAAUGAGUUUCAAUAUUUAUAUUACUUUGCCUGCUUUAUCUUUCCUAUUGUUGAAAUGGAUUUCCUCUUUCUUUUGCAACAUUAAUUCAGUACUGUAUGUCAAGUUAAGUACAAGAUUGUCAUAUAAUUCUUUUGCAUUAUUGUGUGAAAAUAUAUUAGAAAAGAUUUGGCUGGGUUUGUAAACUGUAUAAACAUUUUAAAAGUAUUGCUUAAUAUGUCAUGUCACUUUACCAAUAUUUACCAAGUAUACAAAUUGUUAUUGAGGGGGAAGGUAUACCCUAUCUGACAAAGUCACAAAAAUGAAACAAAAUGACAAAGUCACAAAAAUGAAACAAAAUGACAAAGUCACAAAAAUAAGAACAGAAGGAAAUGAAUGUUUGUCUUUAUUUUAUCAUUCCAAAUGGCCAUAUUUGAUAUGCAAUUUAUUUUUAUUACAUACAUGUAAUUAUCAUUCAAAAGAACUGAUGGUUGUCUGCAUUGGUGUCUAUAUAAGGUUGUGGUUUCCACAGGAAACUGGAAUAAAUAUCCAACCCUGGUCCAUAUACAUGCAAAUACAGACUCUGGGUUAGGGUGUUUGUAGCUAGUCCCUGUGUCCAAUAUUUUCAACUGACCAAUCCUGGUUUGAAGUGCAAUAAUUUUUUAGUUAUGUUAAGUUUAUUAUUUCUGCCUUUGUCUGAAGUGUGUUCAGCAUGACUAGAUUGAGAAUAUCUGCAACAAAAGUUCAGCACACUGGGGUAACAAAUGUAGUUAUUGUGUUCUGAACAUCUGGCAAUUACUCAAAUAUGUUUAGAGUUCAGCGAAUGUCGACUGAGCAUUUUAUAGAAGGGGCUCAGCAAAACUGAGUCUGUGGAUGUUUUCAGUGGCUUGUUUAUGAUCCCCUGGUCCAUCAUGGAACCAAACAGUGAAAUUUGGGCCGUUUUUGUUUAUCUGGUCCAAACGGUUUGACCGGUUGGACCUGAGUUGUUCGUUUAUGAGAUAAGGACAGACCUAGUGAUAGUUUGUUGUUUUUGGACGAGCUUUGACAAAGACUUUCAAGGCCUACAUUAAUAUCUGCAGGUCCAUCAAUAUAUAUACCUGAAAUAUUACAUUUAAAAACAGACGAACUGGUUUGUCCGCAUAAACGAACAGGCCCUUGACUUUACCAACUCUGUAUGGAACUGAGUCAAUAUGUUGGAUACGACAUAAUGUUGGCAAUGACAGUGGAGCAUGUAACGGUUCUGGUAGAUAGGGUCAGAUUACAGGAUGUUGUUAAAGUCAGUGGUCGAUUAGGUCAGGUUUCAUUAUAUGCAAGUUUUCAGGAGAAUGGGGCAUUUGAAAUGCCAUGCAAUAUAUUAACCCGAAUCGUAAUUCUGUGUCAGAGUAAGGCAUGCUUGAAUCUAGUUAUAUAUUUUAGUUGAACUUUAAAAUAACGUACACUUGUUGAUUGAAUCACAUUCCAAUUCAGCAUUCUCACAAUGUUAUACUUCUAUCCAAUCCAAAUUCCUUUCACCUGUGUAUACAUACAGUGGAACUUUACCGACUCUGUAUGGACUGGGUCAACGUCUCGGAUAUGUCAGUGUGUCGGUAUAGUCAGGGUCGGUAUAGUCAGUGUGUCGGUAUAUUCAGGGUCGGUAUAGUCAGGGUCGGCAGUGGAGUAUGUUCUGGUGGGUUGAUCUAGCCUGUCUUUGUAUUCGGGUUUAACUUUACAUCUGACCAAUCAAAAUAGAUGUAAUUAAUAAUGAAGUAUCACGAUAUGAAUUAUAGGAUGUUGUUAUAGUCAUUGGUCGGUAAAGUCAGGUUUCACAGUUCAUUGACCAAUCAAACUGAUAUCGUAAUUAAUAAUUAUAUCAAUAUUGAAGUAUAAUAUAAAUUACAGGAUACUUUUGUAUGCUAGAAGAUAUAUGCUUACCUGUCGAGUGUAAUCCUGGACUAUUUUAAUGAAUUUAUUCAGCAGUUUCAACUGCAUAUCUCAAAAUAAAUAAUUUUUGAAAAGAAAACAUAUUAUUUUCAUUUAUUUUUUUUAUCCUUAAAACCUAGUUAAUUAAAAUCCUUAAGAAUUUAAGCUGUUUUGGCAGUUGGUGUUCAGUAAAAAAUUUUCCUUGAUCAGUAUGUACCCGUUCUAAUAAUAUUCCACAAUUUAUACUCUGAUCCCCAGAAAGCUUAUAAAUUGUUUGCAAAUUAAUUUUACUGCAUGAAUAAAUGGGUUGAUGUUUUAA
Molecule: messenger RNA, 5341 nt
Organism: Pecten maximus
Lineage: Eukaryota; Metazoa; Mollusca; Bivalvia; Pectinida; Pectinidae
Product: subtilisin inhibitor CLSI-I-like
Exons: 3
Coding region: 82-279 (65 amino acids)
Biological process (GO): response to wounding
Molecular function (GO): serine-type endopeptidase inhibitor activity
Source: RefSeq, a predicted model, not a curated record